Messenger RNA from Mesorhabditis spiculigera, 312 nucleotides. NCBI's taxonomy places the organism in Eukaryota, Metazoa, Nematoda, Chromadorea, Rhabditida, Rhabditidae. The record is from the annotation of a GenBank genome assembly.
AUGGGCCAAUUGGGCCUAUCCUUUGGAGACGGCGCAACAUUUGUACGAUUUGUGCCCGUACAGCUCGUCGAGUUAUUGCCGAUGCUUCUUGCCAUACAAAAAGCAGAUAGACCGGAGGCCAAUCGCUAUACGAGUCCAUCCGGCCGCGCCCGCCACAAGUUUUGGCAACGAAUUAUGAAUGGAGUUCAUACGACGAGGCAGACGCACAACCGAUUCUUGCAGCAAUCUCCGGGAAUGAAUCGAGGCGCUGUCACUCUAGGUCAAUCGAGAGAACUUUCAGAUGCUUGGAGUGAAUCACUUGAUCAUUUUCGA